This is a messenger RNA of Physella acuta, 1486 nucleotides long. RefSeq lists its product as uncharacterized. Gene Ontology annotation, molecular function: protein kinase activity; ATP binding. The record is from RefSeq and is a predicted model, not a curated record. Gene Ontology annotation, biological process: protein phosphorylation. NCBI's taxonomy places the organism in Eukaryota, Metazoa, Mollusca, Gastropoda, Physidae.
ACGUGUGACGUUUUCAUCAAACAUGGCUUCCUCUGAAUUUUUGUUAUAUGUUUGUGUAAGUGGUUAACUAAGUUGGAGCAAAUGCCUUCGACGACUGACCAAACCGUUGCUGGACGACACACGGACCCGAUGUUUGCUGGACGGUGAAUUGGCCAGCAUGAACUGUUGCAGCAAGAAAAAGAUGAUAAAUAACAACGUCUCUAACAGGUCGACGCCUAUCUCACAAACCACGGUGAACCAGGAGUACUUUGAUUUCGUCGAGGCCUGCGGCAACAUCGCGGACGAGUCGACGAAGAACACCAACGCCAUCGGCCUGCGGAAGCUCCACGCCAACGUCAACCGGUUCUCGGUCUUUGAGGAGGCGCCGCCGUUCAUGGAGAAGUAUUUCAAUGUCGUGGAGGAGACGUACCAGGCCCUGCAAACCAGCAACACGGUCGGUAUUUGGAAGACUUAUUGUCCGGCUGACUUCCAAAUGGUCAAGAUCAACAUUGCAAGAGGUAGCACUUGUAAGAUUCACCUAGUCAUGCAUAAAAAAUCCGGGUUCAUUGGGGUACUGAAGGUCAUGCCCCCUAACAAAAUGGCGGAGGCGAGAACUGAACUGAAUGUGCUGACCAUGGCGAGGGAAAACCCGUUUAUAAUCCGGCUCAUGGACGGCUUCUUGUGUGAAAACUACUACCUGUUUCUUGAGUACGCGCCGUUCCGCACUAUUGAUCACCUCACCCAGGCAGUCCGUGGACUAGGCAGUGACGGAUCGAGACUCUAUGCACUAGAGGUGAUAUGUGCCCUACAGUUUCUUCACGAACGGCGAAUCAUCCAUAGGGAUGUCAAGCCGGAGAACGUACUCAUCCUCUUGUCUGGUCACGUGGCGCUCUCUGACCUGGGCUCCUCCAUUAUGCUCGAGGGUAACACGAUAUUGAACAGACCAUGUGGGACUUACGUCACCCGGCCGCCGGAAGUAUGGAACAAACAGUCCUACAGUACGCCAGUUGACAUAUGGGAGCUGGGCAUGAGCCUGUUCAACAUGAUCGCUAAUUCGUGGCCGAUCGUGCACCCCAACAAAGAGAAACAGAUCGCCUUAGUGACCAACGGAAAAAUCGUCUUCACGGAAGUCUUCAAAGAGCAAGCCACUGACAUCAUUUCCCAGAUGCUACAAGUAGACCCCUCUAAAAGACCCACCUGUACGGAGCUACUGCGACACGAAUAUUUUGAAUCUCUAAGAGAGCCGUACGCCCCACCAUAUACACCAAGCCAGCUGUUUUCUAUAUUUGAUUACGGCGACGAAGGCAGGGUCAUCCAAGAGCUAAUAUCUAAAAUAGAAAAGAAGAGCAGCUUCUAGUGUGAGUAUCUUGGGAGUCUUUAGCCGGUGGCUCAAACCUGUGGUACCUCGUCUUGUCACUGUCUGGCCAAGGAUGAUGAUGCAAGUUUUCAAUUAAUUAUUUCAAAUUGUUGAUUAGUAAAGUUGUCCUCGCUAAAUAAAUAACAUGAA